Andrographis paniculata is the source of this 1081-nucleotide messenger RNA. RefSeq names its product ras-related protein RABC1. Lineage: Eukaryota; Viridiplantae; Streptophyta; Magnoliopsida; Lamiales; Acanthaceae. Gene Ontology annotation, molecular function: GTP binding; GTPase activity. The transcript is spliced from 6 exons. The coding region runs from base 173 to 805 and encodes 210 amino acids. The record is from RefSeq and is a predicted model, not a curated record.
UUGUUGCAGGGGUUAUAUAUUCAUUUCCAAUUUAUGAUGCGAUAAUGCUUGAACAUUUGGCGUGAUCUGAGAUCUGUCCCGGUCUAUAUCUUUCGGCGCUGCUGGCGGGAUUGAUCGGAUAUUUUGGUUUUGAUCCAAUACUGAUUGAUUAAUUGAGCGGAAUUGUUUCGAUAUGGAGUCAUCGUCAGGAGCAACGCCGGAGUUUGAUUAUUUAUUCAAGCUUUUGUUGAUAGGCGAUUCUGGGGUUGGGAAAAGUACCUUGUUGCUCAGCUUCACUUCGGACACCUUUGAAGAUCUCUCUCCAACAAUUGGAGUGGAUUUCAAGGUAAAGCAUGUUACUGUUGGGGGUAAAAAGUUAAAGCUUGCAAUUUGGGAUACUGCUGGACAGGAAAGAUUUAGGACUUUGACUAGUUCAUAUUACAGGGGAGCACAAGGAAUCAUAAUGGUUUAUGAUGUCACACGGCGAGAUACAUUCACAAAUCUAUCUGAUAUUUGGGCUAAAGAAAUUGACCUCUACUCAACAAAUCAAGAUUGCAUUAAGAUGCUAGUUGGGAACAAAGUCGACAAGGAAAGUGAAAGGGUUGUCAGCAAAAAAGAGGGAAUCGACUUUGCAAGGGAAUACGGGUGCUUAUUUAUCGAAUGUAGUGCCAAAACCAGAGUAAAUGUGGAGCAAUGCUUCGAGGAACUCAUCUUAAAGAUAUUGGAGACACCAAGUCUGUUGGCUGAAGGUUCGUCCGGUGUAAAAAGAAACAUUUUCAAACAGAAACCUCCGGAAUCUGAUGCAUCCUCUAGCAGUUGUUGUUGAGCCCUCCCACGGCUGCUCCGAGAAGUAAAGCAACUCACCUUAUCUCAAUUGGUUCAUUUCAUAUCAUUCAUCGUCCUGUCACUGUGGUUUUAUCCUUAAUUUGUCAUUCUGUAACUGUUUUCUGUGAAUUCUGAAAACCAGUGUCUGUAAUACAUAUGUAUAUAUAUACAAGACAAGCAUAUAAUACAUGUGUUUGGUCAAAUACUUCAAGAAUGUAUAACAUUAUCAUACCAAUUCUCAUGUUUCAGUGAUGGAAAUGAACACGAAAUUCUGUCA